Branchiostoma belcheri (Belcher's lancelet) is the source of this 2065-nucleotide messenger RNA. Its product is annotated as kelch-like protein 24. The record is from RefSeq and is a predicted model, not a curated record. Gene Ontology annotation, molecular function: protein binding. NCBI's taxonomy places the organism in Eukaryota, Metazoa, Chordata, Leptocardii, Amphioxiformes, Branchiostomatidae. The transcript has 7 exons. The coding region runs from base 197 to 1987 and encodes 596 amino acids.
AGAUUUUGAAAGUAGAAAAGAACGGGACAGAGCGGCUGGGUUUGCCAGGUGUGAUCUUUACACCGCAUUUUGUGCAAUAUAGAGAAAGGCUGGCGACCUGAGGUUUCCACCUCUGAAUCACCUUCCAACAUAAGGAUUCCUCAGAGGUAUGUGGCUUGACAGCUCUGAGGCCUGACCCUGCCCUGCCGAUGUCUGGAUGUCUGUGAGCGGGCUGGCAGCCUUCCUCGCCGCGAUGGGUUCGGAGCUGAGCAGCCACGGGCACCAGCUGGAGGACGACUCCACGUACCACCACUCCCUGCACGCCGCAGACAUCCUGGACGCACUCAACGACCAGCGGCUGCAUGGCAGGUACACAGACGUAGUGGUGUGCGCUGACGGGGUGGAGUUCCCGUGCCACCGCGCCGUGCUGGCAGCCAGCGUCCCGUACUUCAGCGCCAUGUUCGGCAGCGACAUGAAGGACAGCAACGCAGAGAAAGUGGAAAUCAAACAGGUAAAAGCCAGUGUAAUGGGUGAGCUGGUUCAGUACGUGUACACCGGCCGGGUGAGGAUCACGUCCCAGAACGCGCAGGCCCUGUUGGAGGCUGCCUGCAUGUUCCAGUGCGCCUCGCUGCGGGACGGCUGCUGCCGCUUCCUGGCCAAGAACCUGGACCCCUGCAACUGCCUGGGCGUGCAGCACCUGGCCGACGCACUCUCCUGCACAGAGCUGUACACCAAGGCCAGGGAGUUCUCUCUGCAGCACUUCCUGGAGGUGGUCCAACACCAGGAGAUUCUGCAGGUCCCAGAGGAGAGCUUCAUGGAGCUUCUGUCCAGUGAUGACAUCAACACGGACUCAGAGGAAGCGGUGUUCGACGUCGCAAUGGCCUGGGUCCGGUACGACGUGGAGACAAGAAAAGACAGUCUAGCCAAGGUCAUGUCCGUCGUGCGACUGCCGCUCGUCAGGUCGGAGUUCCUACUUGACACGGUGGAGACCGACCCGCUGAUCCGCGACUCCAAGGAGUGCCAGGAGUUUGUGGUGGAGGCGAGGCGCUACCAGCUGCUGACGUACAAGCGCCAUGAGCUGCAGAGUCCGCGCACCCGGCCCCGGUUGUCCACGGGGUUCGCCGAGGUGAUGCUGGUGCUGGGGGGAGAGUACGAGGAAGCCACGCUGAACACGGUGCACUACCGGAGCCCCAUCACUAGCAGCUGGAUCCCGCUGAAAAACAUUCCGCGGCGAAACGAGGAACAGUACAGCGUUGUGACGCUUGUCAACGAUAUCUAUCUCAUCGGAGGCGUGUUUAAAGGGAGGCCGCUGUGUCGGGUGUGUUGCUAUGACUCGUGUCUGGACGACUGGCGGUUCGUUGCGAGUUUGUUGGUGGCGCGCUACCGCCACGGGUCGUGCGUUCUGAAGGGACAGAUCUACGUGGUGGGGGGGUUUGACGGGAACAAGCGGCUCAGCCAGGUGGAGAAGUACGACCCGAGCUCCAACCAGUGGCAGGCGACGGUGCCGCUGCCCACGGCGGUCAGCAGCCCGGCCGUCGCCACCUGCCAGGACCGGAUGUUCGUCAUCGGCGGCGUCUGCAACGACGGGUCCGACUCCAGCCUCGUGCAGAUCUUCGACCCCGACCCCGUCGUCUGGGAGACCGUGGAACUCCCGCUCAUCGAGAACCGCUGCGCCGUCGCCGUGGUGAUGGACUCGAAGAUCUACCUGAUCGGCGGCUUCUCGAACAAAGUCCUUGUGUUAGACCCGAGCACCAUGGAGGUGUACCGAGUAGCGGACAUGAACAUCCCGCGAACGUUUCACGCGGCGACGAGCCUGGGGGGUAAGAUUUACGUGGCUGGCGGGAAACCGGACAGCGUGAGCAUGCCGGACGACAGUAUCGAGUCGUACGACCCGACGGAGGACCGUUGGGAGAUGGAGGGGAGCCUGCCGUGUCCCCUGUACCUGCACGGGAUCGCAGCCAUACACAAGUACAUCGGGAAUGAGGGGAACCUGGCGUAUGUGGACUGAAUAAGGAGGUUCACAAACAAGAAGUGUGCAUGACCAGUGUCAAGCCUUAGAGAGAUAAACAAAACAUGUCAGAAGACC